Molecule: messenger RNA, 669 nt
Organism: Plasmodium adleri (nom. inval.)
Lineage: Eukaryota; Apicomplexa; Aconoidasida; Haemosporida; Plasmodiidae
Product: gas41 homologue, putative
Exons: 9
Coding region: 1-669 (222 amino acids)
Biological process (GO): regulation of DNA-templated transcription
Source: RefSeq, a predicted model, not a curated record
AUGGAGAGUCGAAUGCAAAACGUUAAGUUAAUAAAACCUUUGGUGGUUGGAACUUACGCAUUUUUAUUGUCUCCUCAGGAAAAAAAAAAAUAUGGUAAUAUGACACAUAAGUGGACAUGCUUAGUAAGAUGUCCAGAAUCUACUGAUAUUUCUCUUAUUGUUAGUAAAGUAGUUUUUGAAUUAGAUCCUUCUUUUAUGUACCCAAAAAGAGUGUAUACACAACCACCAUAUGAAGUGAAUGAAAUAGGAUGGGGUGAAUUUUAUUUACAAGUUAAAAUACAUUUUGUAGAUUUAACAUUAUCUCCAAUAAGUAUAGUUCACCUUGUCAAGCUCAAUACUGAUUGUGACCCCAAUAACGUUCCACCUUGUGUAGUUAAUGAGACAUAUGAAGAAAUUAUUUUUAAAAAUCCUACUGUUAAUUUUUACAAUAAAUUUUUACAAUGUAACAAUACAAAAAUUGCUCCGCACAAAUUUCAAGAGCACUUUAUAAAAUAUGAUUUUAAAGAAGAUAGUUAUACAAAAAAGUAUCUGCAAUUUCAAUCAGAAGUGCAGCAAGAAAUUUGUGAUUUGAUGUCAGAGGCAACAUUAUUAUCAAAGGAUAUUAAUGACGUUCAACAAAAAUACUUCACAAUGAAAUCUGAGAUGGGUGUGAGCAGUGAUGAAAAUUAA